Molecule: messenger RNA, 774 nt
Organism: Guillardia theta CCMP2712
Lineage: Eukaryota; Cryptophyceae; Pyrenomonadales; Geminigeraceae
Exons: 9
Coding region: 1-774 (257 amino acids)
Biological process (GO): RNA splicing
Source: RefSeq, a predicted model, not a curated record
AUGAUGCUUUCUGAUGACGCAGUUUACCUUUAUAGAAUAUGGCACGAAGCCGAAGCCGAAGCCGGAGUGAAAGUCGCAGUCGCAGCAGGAGCAAAGGGCGCAGAGACAGGAGGCGAGGUCGUCCUGCAGAUGACUACGGGGCCGGCAAGGACUUUGACAAGGAGCAUGAGAGAAGCUCCCGUGAUUACCGAGGUGACUAUCGCCGUGACCGAGAAGAGAGGGAACGUGGACGAAACAGAAGCAAGAGUAGGAGCAAGAGCAGGAGCCGAUCCAAAGACAGGAAACGGAAUCGAGAUCAGAGCAGGAGCAGGCGGAAGGCGCAGGAGAGACAACAGACCUGAGCUGGAUGAGUUCGGCCGUGUCAUUGACUACUCGAGGGAGAGGAGUGUUUCUCCUGACAGGGACCGUCGCAAAUUCGACCCCAGGAGCAUUCGAAGAUCCGAAUCUCCGGAUCGGGACAUUGAGCCAGAACCUGCCAAGGAAGUCGAUGCCCCCAACCCCUUUCAGGUGGAAUCUAUCUUCACUGAGUUCGAUGCAUUGACUGCAGUGAAGGUCAACGAAGAUGAUGAUCCGGAGACAGCAGCUGCGAAGAUGGAGAUGGAGAUGAUGGCGAAGAUGGGCAUCCCGGGUUGUGUCCGAGUGAAACCACAGCGACAGCCUCGUCAGUACAUGAAUAGGAGGUGCGGAUUCAACAAACCCCUACCAGCAGAGCACACGAGGGCAGUGAAGGGCGUUGGCUCUUCGCAGUAUGAAGGAAGCAAUGUCACCUGGUAG